Molecule: messenger RNA, 625 nt
Organism: Meloidogyne enterolobii
Lineage: Eukaryota; Metazoa; Nematoda; Chromadorea; Rhabditida; Meloidogynidae
Source: the annotation of a GenBank genome assembly
GGGGGGGCGAAUUCCAAACUAUUACCAAAUUCACCCAGAAUUAUUUUUGCUUAGCUUGUAUUGGCGAAUUUUCUCUCGAUAAAUCUCGUCUUCCCUCUCCUGGACGUUCUCAAGCUCGUUAUUUUUAUGAAGCUUCUUUGGGUAAUUGCAACAAAACAAAAAUUUCAACAAAAUUAACACAAGGAUUUGAUAAAUUUAAAAAAGAGGAGAAAGAAGACGAAGGUUUGCUUGUUUUGAUGAGGUGGAUAUUGGCUAUAUCUGUGCCGAAUAGUUCGUUAAAAAAGUCAAUUCACGAAUGUGAUUUUAUUGUUUGGAGAGGGACAAUAACUAGAUUAAUGUUUUCCUGUUAUGAUAAUGGGCCAAAUUCUGUUGGUGUAAAAGUUGCUUGUUGUAAAUUUAAAGGUGUUUAUUGAAAAUUUAUUUUUUUGGGAGAAAAUUUAUUUUUGUGAGGGAAUUUAAUUUUUAAUUAUAAUAGGUGUAGAAACUUAAGGACAUAUUGAUAGGAGUGAUUUUAGCCGUACUCGCACUAUAACAUUUUAUUUUUAAAUAUAAUAAUUUUUUAUAAUCUUUCAUUGGAAUUAGGGCUGUCAAAGUGGGACCGAUUCUGCACAAAAGGACGAGUUGG